AUGCAGUCGGUACCCGAGUCACGCCAGCAAACCUUUGAGGAAAUCUACGGCCCCCCGGAGAACUUCCUUGAGAUCGAAGUGCGCAAUCCACAGACUCAUGGCACCUCUAGAAACAUGUACACAUCCUAUGAAAUUGUCUGCCGGACCAACAUUCCCGCCUUCAAGCUGAAGCACUCUGUCGUGCGCCGCCGUUACUCCGACUUCGAGUACUUCCGCGAUAUUCUGGAGCGCGAGAGCACACGAGUGACCAUUCCUCCACUUCCCGGAAAGGUUUUCACCAACCGAUUCAGCGACGAUGUCAUUGAGCAUCGACGGGAAGGGCUUCAGCGCUUCCUGCAGAUUGUUGCUGGACAUCCGCUUCUGCAGACGGGAAGCAAGGUGUUGGCGAGCUUCAUACAGGAUCCGAACUGGGACCGCAAUGCGUGGUAA
Messenger RNA from Penicillium diatomitis, 429 nucleotides. Its product is annotated as sorting nexin-3. Gene Ontology annotation, cellular component: early endosome membrane; retromer complex. Bases 1 to 429 code for a protein of 142 amino acids. The transcript is spliced from 3 exons. The record is from RefSeq and is a predicted model, not a curated record. NCBI's taxonomy places the organism in Eukaryota, Fungi, Ascomycota, Eurotiomycetes, Eurotiales, Aspergillaceae. Gene Ontology annotation, biological process: late endosome to Golgi transport; endocytic recycling. Gene Ontology annotation, molecular function: phosphatidylinositol-3-phosphate binding.